Molecule: messenger RNA, 4831 nt
Organism: Lytechinus pictus (painted urchin)
Lineage: Eukaryota; Metazoa; Echinodermata; Echinoidea; Temnopleuroida; Toxopneustidae
Product: guanylate cyclase soluble subunit beta-2-like
Exons: 13
Coding region: 108-2366 (752 amino acids)
Biological process (GO): cGMP biosynthetic process; response to oxygen levels
Cellular component (GO): guanylate cyclase complex, soluble
Molecular function (GO): heme binding; guanylate cyclase activity
Source: RefSeq, a predicted model, not a curated record
AUUCAAAGUUUACUUCAUCAGUUGCUCUCUGGCGGAAAGUUGAAAAUAUUUUGCUGUUCGUCACUUUUAAUUUCUUCAAGUGAAGACUAGAAAUCGAAGUGCCGGCUAUGUACGGAAGCGUGAAUGUUAGCAUCAAAGACCUCGUCACUGAGAAAUGGGGCAAUGAGACGUGGGAGAAAAUCAGGAUAAAAGCUGGUGUUGAUGAUCGUUUUGUCAAGUUUGAUAUGUAUCCUGACUCGAUCACAUAUCAGAUCGUCGGAGCUGCAUCCGAGGUUUUAGGUGUUGAUGGAAACGUUGUACUGGAGACCUUUGGAGUUUACUGGGUGGUUUGGUGCAUGCGAUGUGGUUACGACGCCCUCUUUCGGGCACUCGGGGCAACGCUGUCUGAUUUCAUGGCGAACUUGGAUUUCUUACACAGUGUCUACAUGAAGACCCUUUAUCCAAAGAUGACAGUUCCAUCAUUCAGAGUAGAAGAAUUAGAGAACGACGAAAUGAUUCUUCAUUAUUACUCAAACCGUAGAGGUCUUGGCAGCAUUGUUUAUGGAUGCGUGAAAGCGGUUGGAAGAAUCAUCUUUAACACGGAAGUGGAGAUUGAACUUCUGUCACAUGACCAGGCAGAGUAUUGCGGGAUACUAAAAGAUCACUACAAGUAUCACGUGUGUUUCGUCAAGUUCGAUCUAGCUCCGUUAGGUACUGAUGGAAUCGUUACGGAAGAGGAAUGGACAUCCAUUGUUGAUGGAACAUCACAUCUUAUUGGUGGCGGUGGGUCUCGUCCACAUAGCCAUGAUUCGAUGAAGAAGGACUUCGUACGUGUUGGAUCGGCCAAACGAUGUCCUUUCUCAGGAAUGGAUAUCGGAAUGUUAGAUAACAACAUAACAGAGGGAAAGGUGUCCAGGGAUAAAAGCCUCCCGGAGAUUUCCGAAAAACGCAUCCUGCCGAUCAGUCAUUUCAAACCGAAAGUCCCAGCAAGGAUUCUUCUAGAUCCCGAGACAUUCUGCAAGACCUUCCCUUACCACAUCCUCUUCAACGGUGACCUGAUGAUCAUGCAUUCUGGAUCGAAGCUACAACAGUUCUGCCCGUUGAUCAACGAUGAGGGCGCUAGACUGAGGGAUAUCUUGAUUCUUGAUCAUCCACAAAUCGAGUUGACGUCUGAGAAUAUAUUUCUGUUUCUGAACAUGAUCUUCAUGGCAACGCUGAAUAAAGAAGCCAUGGCACCACACAUGCCGGUUGUUUCUCUGAGAGGUCAGAUGGUGUGGAUGCCAGAAUCCAAUCUCUUCGUAUUUCUCUGCUCUCCUCAACUCACAUCUCUUAAUGACCUCCGUGACAGGAAAAUGCACUUUUCAGACAUCGCAUCACAUGAUCUCACACGUGACCUGAUACUUUUUAAUCAACAGAGAAUCGCAGAGGUUGAGUUAGCAAAGCAGCUCGAACAGAAGAAAGAGGAACUGCGCAUACUCAUGAGAGAUCUCGAACUGGAAAAGAAGAAAACCGAUACACUUCUGUACUCCAUGCUGCCGAAAGAGGUCGCUAAUGAUCUGAGAGAUGGCAAGAAAGUUGAGGCAGGUGAUUUUCAGCAAGUGACGAUUUCCUUCAGUGAUAUUGUCAAAUUUACAGAUAUGUGCUCCCAGUGUGACCCUAUACAGAUCGUUCACCUUCUCAAUGAGAUGUACGUUGUGUUUGAUGAACUAACAAGUGUGCACAAUGUCUACAAGGUUGAAACGAUCGGGGAUGCGUACAUGACGGCAGGAGGAUUACCUAUUCCUAAUGAUACCCAUGCUGAACAGGUCACGUGUUUUGGUCUUGGUCAGAUUGAAGGAGUCAAGAGCAUCUCCUCGCCCGUCACAGGCGAGAAAAUACAGAUUCGAGUUGGUAUUCACACCGGUCCUGUAGUAGCUGGAGUUGUUGGUGUAAAGAUGCCUCGAUACUGUUUGUUUGGUGAUACUGUCAACACGGCAUCGAGAAUGGAAAGCCAUGGGGUGCCAGGAAAAGUUCAUAUCAGCCCUUCUACAUACAGAGCAAUUAAGGGGAAAGGAUUUGAAACAGAGGCGAGAGGUGGAACGGAAAUCAAAGGCAAGGGCAGAAUGAUGACACACUUUGUGACGUCACGAACUAACCAGGUCAAUGAUGACUCUUCGGCGUCAGAGGAAGAGGCCGAUGACCAGGCUAGUUCUGAUGACAAAGACGUGCAGGCUCCCGUGAUUAUCAACGAACCGAUCCCGACAACGAAUAUCGAUGGGAAAAACACAACCACAUCAGAUGUUACUGCGCCCUCUGGUGUCAAGAACGAGCCAUCAAAGACACAGUCCUCAUCAUCUUAUGAUCAUGAUGGAAGGAAUACAUCUUCGACAUUAUGCAUUGUGCUUUAAACUCUUACUUCAUGCGACUCUAAGUUGGACACAGUGAACUUCAUUAAAGCAUUGAAUACGACAAGUUAUAUAAAACAUCUUUUACUAAAAAUAGGGUAUGUUUGUCUAAUAUAUAAAAAUAUAUACAAGACUUAGAAAAAUUUUAUUUUCUAAAAGUUUCUCAAUUAAAUAUCAAGAGAACGUUUGCGCCUAUUGAAUGUUAUACUUUGAUUAGUGUUAAAGUUGUCAUUGAUAUACACCUUAUUUUUAAUUACAUAUUUUGUGCAUUUGUUUUAUAGAUUUUUUUUUCUCAUAUGAAAAUCAAAGUUAUUUACUUAUUUAUUUUACAUUGGGGAUGGGGAGAGGUGUACUACAUCAAGCUUUUUGUUUUAGUUGCCCCAUCCCAUUUCUUUGAAUGUUAAAAAUGUAUUUGCUGUAUAUGCAUAUCUUUGUGCAGUUAUACAUGAAAACAUCCACUGUAUUAAUGAUGUAAAUAUAAACAAUAUAAAGUGGAAACAUAGAUAUCGGUCGCACCAUGAAUAAUGUCGAUAUUUUGUAAAUGCAUAAUAUGUAGCUUGAAUCGUGAUCUUUAUAAGGAAAUUUGUGUUUCAAGCGUAUUCCACCACAAAUUUUACUUUUAUGUUAUCACGCUCUUUUGUUGGUUAUGAAAUAUAUUAUGUUAGUAUACUUUUAUGAAUGAUGGAAAAUGAUUUUGUAUAAUCAUAUUUUGUGAAAAUAGAAGAAAAAAAAUUCCUUUGAAUGAGAAAAAUGGAGAAAUUAGUGUGAGUCAAUCAAUCACAUAAGAUAAGUUUAUAUAUGUAAAUAAAUAAUUGUUAUAAAACGAUUUAUUUCCCACGGAUCUUUAUAUUUUCAUCAUCAAUUUACCCUCACGCUCUGUCUAUAUCUCUCGCUCAUUCCCUUUUUUUUCAUCUAUUUUCUUCAUUCACUCUUCUAGCGAUUACCAAUUAAUUCCUAUUCUCUUUGUCUGAUCCAUUCUCAAAAUUCAUCUCAACAACCGAUUGGAAUCAUGGCCGUGUACGCAGAGGCUUGAGGAGAGGGUAAUUGCUUCCCCUAGAUAUUUUGAAAACUUUUUGCUUUGGCUGAAAAUCUUUACAAAAUUCACCAAAAAUGUUCACAAAAUCAUUCGAUUUUUCUUUAGGAAACCCUUAAACACCCUCUUGACCAAUCACUUAAACCCCAACUCCUUGUAUCCUGUCCAGCUUGAUAAUGUGUGAAUAGAAAGGGCAUGCAGUUAUUGAUCCAUGUUUGAAAUCUUGACAAUGAAAUAUGAAUAAACCUUAGGCUGUUUUUUUAUUAUACAGAAUUAUUUUGUAAAUUAUGUCGCCAUUGUUCUAACACUUACGAGUUCUAUGUUUUUGUACGUGACAGGUAUUUUAUAAUUUCUUACAAGAAAUGUAUGAAUAAAAAUAUUUUGGUGUUCUUUCAGUACAGAAGUACUUACAUUUAAUGAUGAAUGUGUGAUUGCGAUGGUCAGGUGGAUAAUACGGAAGCAUGGCAGUUUGCCCUACCUCCCAGUUAUCAGAUAUAAUUAAAAUAAUUAUAUGAAGAGCUCAUUUGCAAAAGGGGUUAGAUCCAUUUCUAAUCAAAUUUGAUUUUGUUGUCCCAAGACCCAAUGUAUGGAUGUUUAGUAGUUAUGAUGAAAAAUGAAAUUCCCAUUAAAAGUGAAAAAAUGGCAAAGAAAAAUCACUUUAGUAAAAAAAAGGGCUAGAUCAAUUUUAAUUUGUUUGGAAAUGGGGCUAGAUCCACAAAGGUAAUUUUUGAAAAAAAAUAUAAAGAAAUAUACAGACAAGCAUCGUAAUGAGCAAUGUUGAGGAAUCAUUGUUGUUAGAUAAUUAUAGGAGACUGGAAAAUUACUUUAACAAUCGCUAAGAGUUUCGACAUAUAGUGUACAAUUUGGUAUUACCACCAAUGGCGGCGGAAGCCCAAAAAAUUAGGGGGGACCAGCAAAAAAAUUUGACAAGCUAAAAAAAAAAGGUUAUCAACCAAAAUUUUAGGGGGGGGGGACCAACAAAUUUUUUUGACAAGCAAAAAAAAAGAAAAAAAAAAGGUUAUCAACUAAAAUUUUAGGGGGAAUCGUCCCCCCACCUCAAGUUUAGGAGGGACAGGUCCCCCCUCCCGUCCCUCCCCCGCUUCCGCCGCCUAUGAUUACCACCGAUGCGACUAAUGUUGAUUUACACUGAAAGUGAUACUCUUUCUUUGAACCAGAAAUUUCUCUAAUUUGAUUUGAGAUUUUUUCGGAGGUAAAUUGCUUGUUUGUAGACACCAUACCAUGUACGGUACCGCAGAAGCCAUCUUCAUCCUGAAGCCAAGUCAGAAAUACCGUCCAGUACGUGGGACAGAAUGUCCCGAGAAAGUACCUUUCCGUCGAGUAUUUACACCAACCAAACAGUGAGUUUAUAUCAUAAAAUGUUCAUGAUUUGUAACUCUGAAGUACUAUUGUGUAUUAUAAAGUAAAUCCUGAUUAU